Molecule: messenger RNA, 2569 nt
Organism: Strigops habroptila (Kakapo)
Lineage: Eukaryota; Metazoa; Chordata; Aves; Psittaciformes; Psittacidae
Gene: IGSF6
Product: immunoglobulin superfamily member 6
Exons: 6
Coding region: 15-746 (243 amino acids)
Source: RefSeq, a predicted model, not a curated record
CUUCAAGCAGAAUCAUGUUCAGACAGAUAGAAGAAAUGGCAUCUUUCAACAAAUUAAAAAACAUGCUCAUGCUGGUGUUACACUGGAUUCUGUAUGGAGCUGGUGUUACAGAUACCUGCCAAGUCACUAUAACACAACCCAAAUUUCAGGAAGCUGAGUACUCCAUGCACACUGUGUUCCUAACAUGUACUUUCUCAGCUUUUGGAUGCUCCUCGUCCCCACCUCAAGUUCUAUGGUUUCGCUUUUUAACUAAGAAGCAUGAGGAUUUGUGUACUCCAGGAUGCAUAGAUCAUCAGAAGUACAAAGUACAUUUAUCAGAAAAUAGCAUUUUACUUCAGAUCAAUAACCUGACUGUAGAUGACAAUGCUGUCUAUAUCUGUGGAGUAGCAUUUUCAGAUUCAAGUUCACCCCAAUCUAAACAAACAGGAGAUGGAACAGUACUAACGAAAGCAGGAGCAGAGAAGCAGCACAGCAACAGAAAACUCGGCUUCAUCUUCAUGAUCAUCACCUCAUCCUUACUGUUUCUAUACAGUGCUACUGUAUUCACAUUCUUUUUAGUCUACAAGUUAAAACCAAAGCUGCUAAAGAAAAGAGGGAAUGAAGACCAAAGAACAGAGAACUGUAAAAUCACCAGUGGACGAAAAAUUUUUCAAGCAAUUGCCCAGGAACUUCAAAAGCAGAGGUACACUGAACAUUGCCAACAGCCUGAAGAUUUGGAAGAUGACACUGUUUAUCAGAACAGAUGAGCAUGUGCAGCAGUUCAGAUUUGUUCAGUAUUUCCCACGCAGAUGAAGAAGGGGCAGAUGAAGAAGUUGAGCUUCUUCACAUACUUCCUUUGCUUUAAAAAGAGAGGAGACCUUGCAGGGCAAUGUUCUUGAAGAGUAUAUUUGAGGUUACCAAACCCAAGUGCAUUGUACAUUACAUCUAUGCUAUAUUUUACUUCUAUUUUCCAUUCUGCAAGAAUAAGAACCAUGGGAAAAGACUUCAUAAGAUAACUGCUAACCUUCAUAAGUUUCCUUUUUCAGUUUAGAUUUAAUUCUAUGUAUUUUUUUCUUUUCACAUAAGUUUAUAUGUAUUCCUUUGAUGUGAAUUGAGCAUUUGUGAAAGAUGUGUAAUUGACAGCAACAGAAAAUAAACUUGUUUAACAUGUGAAAUUUUGAUUUUAGUCAUGUUAAUGUGAUAGUUAUAGAUGCAACAGAUAUACAGAAUAACAGUUACUGAGUCUUAACAACAGCUUAAACAGAGCAAAACCUCUGUAUUCUGUAGACAGGUAAGCGGAAAUAACAGACAAUAUAAAUGCAUGUACUAUCAUAGUAAAGCUCAAUUGGAAUAAGAGCUUCUUCCCAGGCUAUUUAGAAAAGGAAAGUAGAGGUCAUAGUGAGAAGGUUGCUCCUGCAGUAUUAAAACUCACUUGCUAGACAGUCAACCCCCGUCUUCCACUCCUACUAUCCAAAGUCAGGAUUACCUGGAGCAACAAGUUUUGCCUUUACAUGCCUGUUCAACAUGGAGGCAAGAAUGAACACAGAAGAAUAUUAGCUAGCCAAAGUAGUACACAAUGUAUUUUUUUUUUAGCACCUUUUCUUUUAGCAGUUACUAUCUAGCCAAUCCACAAACUCCGCACUUCUACAAGAGAUCUGUUAGUAUCAGGCAUUCUCCCUACCUAAGAACAGCUGCAUCUUUUAUCAUCAUUUAAACGAAGCAAAGCUUUGUAUAACGGACGAAAUGGCAUUUCUCACUUCAGCGAGAUGAGAACUGACAACUGAGACAAAGCAAGGGUUCACCAAGCACAGAUCUGUUUCCAGCUCAAUUUAGCAGCAAGGAAGAUGGAAAAUACACCUUUGUCUUCUUAUCCCUGUCAAUCAAUCACAAGGAAUUAAUGUGUUCAACAGGAAAAUUUCACAAUCUCAGGCUGCUAGUGUUCACUACUUGUGAAGUAUGGAGCCUCUGACAUUUUUAUUUUAGAGAAAUUUAAACCAGUCUAGUCACAUACUAUCUAAUAAUGCCUUUAGAUAAAUAUGGUGUCUGUAUUAGGAUUUUUUAUGACCCUAUGGGACACCUAUUAAAAACAUAGUUAUAUUUAAUAGGUGUUCUUAUGUAACUAGUCUAAUACCUUACGAUGCAUCCAACUUACUUGCCAAAUCUAGACAUGUGCAAAAGUGCAUUACUUUUUGUUCUUUAUUUUGAAAAUAAAACUCUGAAAAGCAAAGCCCCAGAAAGAAUUUAUGAUUAAGCUACUUUGUUUGGACUCUAGGUGUCACUGUAAUUCCAGAAACAGGAAGCACAGAAAUAUAUUUUACCUCCUCCUCCACCUUGCUUUGUUCUCUUAAACCAAGUUUUAUGUUAUUCACAUAAACUGUUUCCACAAUUAUCCUCCCAUUAGAUUACACGCAAUAACCCAAAUAUCUUGUUUUGAUCAAAGUUGUGUCUCCAUUUGUAGGAGCUGAUCUAUACACUGAGGAAACACCUCACCUGCCUCAUCUCUUCUCUAUUUGUUUCCCCUCUAAAAUUCAGAAGUUUCUCUAGGCGAGUCCAAACUGGUUUUAAUUAGCUUCUACAAGAACUUACUCAA